Molecule: messenger RNA, 4335 nt
Organism: Lepus europaeus (European hare)
Lineage: Eukaryota; Metazoa; Chordata; Mammalia; Lagomorpha; Leporidae
Gene: ZNF214
Product: zinc finger protein 214
Exons: 2
Coding region: 773-2650 (625 amino acids)
Biological process (GO): negative regulation of transcription by RNA polymerase II
Cellular component (GO): nucleus
Molecular function (GO): DNA-binding transcription repressor activity, RNA polymerase II-specific; RNA polymerase II cis-regulatory region sequence-specific DNA binding
Source: RefSeq, a predicted model, not a curated record
CUGGACUCUUCUCAAAAAAAGCUGUACAGGGAAGUCAUGUGGGAGAACUACACAAACGUCAUGUCAGUAGGUAAAGUAAUCCCAGCUGAUACCCAGAAUGGCCUUGGGACCAAAGCUGGGGGUCAGAAACUGAAUCCAGGUCUCCCACAUGGUGGCAAGGAUCUAAUUCAUUGAGUUAUCACUGCUGCCUCUCAGGGUCUUCACCAGCAGAAAGCUGGAGUCAGGAGUCCAAGGUGGGUACUGAACCCAGAUAUUCUAAUAUGGGACAUGGUCAUCUUAACUAGACUCUUACUCACUAGGCUAAAUGCCUGCAUGGGUCUUACUCUUAUUUCAAAACAGUCUGGUAAAUAAUACAUGGUAAAGAUAUGUUUGUGGAAUGAAUGAAUGAGCACAUACAUAUGAGGGGGCUUUCAAAGAGUUGAUUGAAAGUAGAAUUAAAGGAUAAUGCAGGGAGUGGGUUUAGCUUAGGAUUAGACACCAAUUAAAAUGUUAGAAUACCACAUCAGAGUACCUGGGUUUGAUUCCUGACUCAGACUUCUGAGCUAGUACAGACCCUGUUGGUGGUAGUGGUGAGGGACACUGUUGAUAGCUCAAGUAAUUGAGUUAUCACCACCCAUUUGGGAGACCUAUGAAUUCCCAGCUACUAGCUUGGGCCCUGGCCUGCCCCAGCCAUUGCAGGCAUUUAUGGAAUGAACCAGUAGGUAAGAGUUUCUCUUUCACUCUCUCUCUCAAGUAAACUAUUCUGUGAACCUUUUGAAACUCCCUCAAACAAAUGAAUUUCAAUUUCUAUUGGAGCAGCCAAAGUCAUAAUCCUUCUUUCCUAACCCCAUCCACACUUAUAGUCCUAUCAUUCUGGGAGUCUGAGUAUUUUAAUCACAGCCUUCAUCUCACAUUUGAAUUUAUUCUUUAUUUUAUUCUUCCAGGAAACUGGAAUCAGAGCUACAAAACCCAAGAAGAAAGAUUCAGGUAUUUAGAAUGUGAAAAUUCUUCCUGCUGGCAAGGCUGGAAGAAUGCUGGCACUCAGAUAUGUAAGGAGACUGUUCAGGCAGUAGAUUCCGAAGACCUAAAGCAGCAAGAUCUUUCCCAGUGUCAAGAAUGGCUAAUACUCUCCACUCAACUACCAAGAUAUGGAAACUCUGAACUCAAUUUUGAAGAAAAAAAUCCUGGGAACUUAAAAUAUAGAAAUUUCAUACCUUGGCAGUCCUUAGAAACAAAAAUCACUCAAGAUUAUGAUAAAGAAAUCUACAUGAGUGACUCACAUGGCUUUCAAGGGGACAUAGACCAUCUUGGCAGUUCUAGGAAAAAUCUCUCAAUGGGAAAAGAACCAAAGCUUAUAGUUCAGCAUUCUUACAUUCCAAUAGAAGAAGCCCUUCCAGAGUACAUUGAUGAGGUAUGCCAAAAUGACCUACUGAAAGACUCAAAGGAGGAGAAAUGCUGUGGAUGUAACAAAUGUAAAGAACUGUAUUCUUGGAACUCACAGUGUAGUCUCCAUAAGAGAAAUCAACCUGAAGAAAAGCUUUAUCAGUGUUCCAUCAGCACAGCAGGCUUCUCUCAGAGAUCAGAUUUGUAUAGACAUCCAAGAAUCCUCAUAAGUAAGAAGCUGGAUGGAUAUGACGAAAGUCAGAGUUAUGCAGAGAAUGCAGACAUCCAUGUAUUGGAUGAUGAAACUGACAGUAACUUUAGUCAGAGUUCAGGAGUUCAGUUUCAUCCUAGAGCCCAGAAAGCAGAGAUACCUUGUAUCUGCAAUGUGUGUGGUAAAAGCUUCAGUCAGAUCUCUUGUCUUCACAAUCAUCAGAGAAGCCACAUACAGGAGAGCCACAUACAAUUUGAGUGUGAUAAGGAUCUCCACAGAAACUCAAUACUUCACAUUCAGGAGAGACUUAACAUAGAAGAGAAGCCGUUUAAGUGUGAUCAGUGUGAUAAGAGUUUUAGUCGAAGUUCAGUACUUCAUGUUCAUCAGAGAGUCCACACAGGAGAGAAACCAUAUAAGUGUGAUGAGUGUGGUAGGGGCUUCAGUCAGAGCUCAAACCUUCGAAUUCAUCAGUUAGUACACACAGGAGAGAAGUCCUAUAAAUGUGGAGACUGUGGUAAGGGCUUUACACAGCGCUCAAAUCUUCAAAUUCAUCAGAGAAUACAUACAGGAGAAAAGCCUUAUAAAUGUGAUGAGUGUGGAAAGGACUUUAGUCACAGCUCAGACCUUCGCAUUCAUCAGAGGGUUCAUACAGGGGAGAAGCCCUAUACUUGUCAUGAAUGUGGGAAGGGUUUCAGCAAGAGUUCAAAGCUUCACACUCAUCAAAGAGUACAUACUGGAGAGAAACCCUAUAAAUGUGAAGAGUGUGGUAAGGGAUUCAGUCAGCGUUCACAUCUUCUUAUUCAUCAGAGAGUCCAUACAGGGGAAAAACCCUAUAAAUGUGAUGACUGUGGGAAGGGCUUUCGUCACAGUUCUAAUCUUCAUAUUCAUCAGAGAGUCCAUACCGGAGAGAAGCCUUAUCCCUGUGCUAAGUGUGGUAAGGGUUUCAGUCAUAGCUCAGCUCUUCGGAUUCAUCAAAGAGUUCACGUGGGAGAGAAAACUUACAAGUGCCCAGAGUAUUAUAAGGGAUUUGACCAGAAUUUACAUAUUCACAACAAUCACAGAAGAGAAACUUUAUAAAUUUGUUCAUUUAGUUAACAACUUUAAGUAAAACUUAAACCUCAAAAUGUGACUGGGAAAGAUAGCCUAUAAAUAGCAUAAGUGAUGCCAAGCAGCAUAUAUUGUUCCCCUUAACUCCCACUAACAGUUAUUUGCUUCAGAGGAGAUUCUUAGGAAGAGUUCUAUAUAUUUAAAAUUAAAGUAUAUUUUCUUUACAAUAAAACAUAAUAUGUGAUUAUUAUAAAAUAUAUUUUGAAAAAUUAAUAAAAUUCAUCUUUAUUAUUCUAGUCUUCCUGUGAAUUUUAACAUACAUGAAAUCAUAUUCUAUUUUCAACUCUGUUUUCACUGACUUUGAAAUGUUUAAAUUUUGGUUUGAACUGACACUGGCUAACCAUUUUGACACUAUCUCUUGGCUUCCCUGUAAAGUCUUUAGGAAGCUUCAGAAAAUAUGGAACACAUAAAACUUGAAACUCAAAACAGAUAGGUAACCUGUGACUCAAAUAUGGAAGAAUUAACAAUAGGACCAGUGAAAUUCAAUUGCUUAUGAAACAAAAGCUACUUAACAAAAAAAUAGGAAAAUAUUGUAGACUGUGUAUAAGAGGGGCCUUCCAGGAUUUCCUGAAAAAUAUGUAUUAUGAAAAAAGCUAUGCAUGAAUUUAAAAAAAUUUUGUACCAAAAUAAACAUCUUUUAAUUUUCUCUCUCACAAACUUUUUAAAGUACCCCUGUAUAUGGAAGGAAGCUGAUCUCUGGAUUUUCUGACUGCUCUCACUGCUCCACCUCUUCACCCCUCAGCCCUUCCGUAAAAGAGGAGCACAGGGAUGGGCUCAGGCCCAAAGGUGUGUCUUCUCCAUCCUGAAAAGCAGUUUCUGAGCCCUCUUGAACAUCCUGUCCCAGUGCUGACAGCUUUAACUGCCAAAGCUGGUCUUCAGAGUCUGUACUUCCAUAUCACUCAUACAGGAUAAUGAAGCAAACAUAGUCAUAGUACAUGCUAUUUGUAUAGUCAAAAAUAUAAAUACUGAAUACAGAUUAACCAAAAAUUGAGAUAAACUGUAUUAGUAGCUUAAUGGGGAGGGCUAAAUAAGUUGGAGUACAGAAUACAAAUUUCCAUCUAUAAUAGGAAAUCAGAAGACAAUACUUGUCAAUUAAGAAAUAAUGAGUAUAGCAUUUAGUAAUAAGGAUGUAAAAUACAAGAAGAAUCAAUUCAAAAGGAUUGAAACUAUUAGUGGUCCCAGUAGUAUAUAUAGCCAGAUGACCAUGUCAGGCCUCUUAACAAAGCUAACAUGAAGAGAGAAAUAAUUGUAAAAGCUGAAAAAUCCCAGUGGACUCCUUAGUGAGGCAUAAGAUUUCUCUCAGAGCAGGGAUCAUAAUUCUGUGAUCCAGGAUGAACUGUUAGUCUGUCCUUGAAAAAUAAUACAGGGGCCGGCACUAUGGCAUAGCAGGUAAAGUUGCAACCUGCAGUGCCGGCAUCCCAUAUGGAUGCCGAUUCAAGUCCAGGCUGCUCUACUUUCAAUCCAGCUUUCUACUGUGGCCUGGGAAAGCAGUAGAAGAUGGCUCAAGUCCUUGGGCCCCUGCACCCACUUGGGAGACCCAGAAGAAGCUCCUGGCUCCUGGCUUUGGAUCAGCUCAGCUCCGGCCAUUGGGGCCAUCUGGGAAGUGAACCAGUGGAUGGAAGACCUCUCUCUCUUUGCCUCUGCCUCUCUAUGAU